Messenger RNA from Porites evermanni, 14874 nucleotides. The record is from the annotation of a GenBank genome assembly. NCBI's taxonomy places the organism in Eukaryota, Metazoa, Cnidaria, Anthozoa, Scleractinia, Poritidae.
AUUUCUGUUCAGCGGUUAUAUCAGAAAGGCGAACUGAUUGAGUGUAAGGUAAAGCGAAAUGUUUUGCAAAAAAAUUACCCACUAUUCCCUUUGGGAAUAUAAUCCACAUGCGAACAAGAUGUCGUCCAUUUCGCACUUCAACGAGAGAGGAAUCAAACGAGAUCUUCAAUAUCUUGCCGAUAUCAUUCUCCUUGAUCAUUCAUACGCUAAACCCUGGUCUGCACAUCCGGAUGCAUCUAAAGUACGCCCUGUCAAAACAUUAUUUCUUCCCCGAGAAGACGUUGAAAAGUUGUCAGUGACUCAACCUAGGGCUGAAGAUGAUAUUGAUGUGUGCGAACCGGCUGCAUCUUCGUGUAAUGCAAGUAUUAUGUACGAUACUGCGAAGGCGAAAGCAGUGAUGGCUGAGUGCGAGAAGUAUGUAAGUACUGUAUCGAGUAAAAAGACCCCGGAUACUUGGGAAGAGCAAAUUUCAAGGUAAGUUUCUGGAUUAUAUAUAUUUAUUGACUGCUGAAAUAAGCUUAAGUUUAAAUUGAGUUUACGUUACAACACGUGUGACUUGACAACUAGUGACAGAAGGAAAAUUGAAGUACUGCUUAACCCGAGGUAUCCAUCAGUCUGCUCAAGUUUUUGCGUUUUAUCUUUGAGAAAUUUGUAACAAGGGAUUUAAGAAUCAUGAGCUCUGCACACGUGUAUCGUGUAUGUUGUGGCUCAAUUUUAUCCUUGGUUUAAAUUUUAUUUUCUUUUGUUUCAAACUCAUUCUCAUUCGUUAACAUACCCAAAAACAAAAGAAAAUUAAAUCUAAACCAAGGAUAAAAUUGAACCUAAACAUCUAAAGAAGCUGAAAUAAGUUUUGGUGUCGCAGUUGGCUUAUGCUUCUUUGCUUCAUUGUUGCAUCUCCCCUGCUUGGUAGUAAAUUUGGCCUCUGCCAGUUUGCCCUUCAAAUUUGACAGUCUUGGGACCAAACACCGUAGUUUAUAUCAUAGACUUUAGCCACUUGACAGCAAAUACAAAGAACAAGAAAUUUAUUACAUGUGUGGGAAGGUUCAAAUUCUUUUUCAUAUCAUCUCAUUUUAUUUUUCCCAUUUCAUUAUAGAUAGUACAAGAAUAAAUCACAGACAACCAUUAAAGCUUGAGUCACAAAAAGUUUAAAACACAUGAUAAAGUACAGUAAAAUGAUCAUUACAUUUAGAUCAGUUUGUCACAAAAAGAGAAAAAAAAUGAAGAAUGGAAAGGAGAAGGGUACAUCUAGGUCAACAAAUUAUUGUGCCCCUAAAAUAACGUAAUAUAGGAAACAUUUUUUUACAACUGAAGCAAGUUGUUGAAAAAUUGGAUUUUAUUAUGUAUUGGAUCAAUCACUGCCCAUGGAAUAAGUCUUAGGGAAACCAAUGGUGUUAUCCACUGUAUAUCAAUAUUGAUACAGUGGACACUACUAUGCCCUUUUUGAACAACUGAUGCCUUUUGGCUUAUUUUUUAAAGCAAACAAUGAAAGUUGUCUUGCCAUAGAACAUAUAGCUUAGGAUUAAUUACUUAUACUGUAAUUGAUUACCAGUAAAUGAUUAUCUUUUGUAGGAAUGGAUGGGGAAGUAAACAAAAUGUGCUGUUCGACAAAGUCAUAAAGGUCCUUUCAAAUCUUAGACUGUCAAGGUUAACAUAUGAAGGGGUAAGCCUUGGUACAUGUACAUUGUACUUACUCUUUACACCUUAACUCUUAAUCCAAAGAGAUCAUUCCUGCCUUCUGCUCUAGUGUAAGUAAGCACACACAACAAAACUAGGUCAAGGCUUGGGUGGACAAUAACUGUAUUCACCGCAACAUUCAUUAUGUUUUUAGUUUUCCAGUGUGGUGAUUAUUCAUGGGUAACAUUUAUUUGAGGGCAGUAUUGAUUUCAAAAUCACAGUUCUUAAAUCACUGACAACAGAUAUCAUAAAUCAUUUGUAAAUAUCAUGUGAGACAGAAAGAUGUUUAAAAAACUUUCAGUGUCUCCCUUUUGUCUGAGAUAGAAUGUUACUUGUCUGGAUGUUGUAGAUUACAAAGUUGUUUGAAGUUCAGGGCUUCACAAAAUCUAAGUUUUACAGGAGGGGAUCAUGCUGUUUUUUCAAGAGAGAGAGAAAGUUCUUGUGUGCAUGACUGGUCAGCAGGACUAGCGAGUAAAUUUUUUGGCAGGUGAAGUCACCAUUUUGGCCGGACAUUGUCCAUUGACCGACUGUUAUUUGGAGACCUACAAGUUUUUUCUAAUAACCUUUGAAUACGUGCCACAUUCUUCUGAUUGGCUCAUUGCUAUGAAAAACUUCGCUUAUAACAAAAACAUUGCUUUAAGGUUAUUCGAACUGCUAUAAAGUCAAAAAUAUUGAUCAUGCUUAUAAGAUCGCUUAUUUGAAAUGCACUCUUAACCUGAACUCAAAUUCCAAAAUGAAGGCCAAAGUUGGUAUCUAAGAGUGCUAUUUUGGAAAUAUUAUUAAUCACAGGGCAGAAAUCCAUUGCGAUACUUCCCGGUGUUGACAGAAAUAUGCAAUUCUUGAUUUUUUUAGCUUGCGAUAUAACUCAAAAUCACACCUUUAGAUUUGAAAAUUGACACCUCGGAUAUCAAUUUUCUGAAAGCUCAGCUCUCACUUGAGAGACUGUGUAAUUUUUAUUUUGCAAAAUUUCUUAAUUGUUUGAGAACUAAAUUUUUCAAAUUGAAGGGUUUGUAGCUGAUCUAAUACCUUCACAACUUACUUUGAAAGAAUGUGACUGAACUGUCCAUGAAUGAAGUGAAAUGAGAGUAAGGAAAAUAUUAUUUAUUUGUAAGAUGUUCAUGUUGUCCAAGAACUGUAAAUGUGAUCAUUAAUUUCUUGCCACUUGUUUUGUUGAGAGUGGUUGUUGUACAUGUAUGAUGCCUGUAUCAUGCCACACAAUGCUCCUUGAGAAGUUAACUCCUGCUCUUUCCUAGAUUCAUUGGCAAUUUCAAAUAACCAGCGUGCAAAGAAAGUGGUGUCCGAUAGCCCGGGGCUAGUGGAUUUUGCUAUCGGGCUAGUGAAUUCUGUUUUUAACUUGCCUGAUGGGCAAGUGAUAUUUUUUUAGAAAUUUGAAUAACAGAAGAACUGUAAUCAAUCCUGCUCAUCAAAUUUUUUUCGGGCUAAUUGAAAUGACCUUUUGGGUUAGUACAUGCUAGCUACAGCUUGCCCGAAUGGCAAGCUGUAAAACUGACUUUCUUUGCACCCUGAAUAACUGCUAAGACAUGUACAUUAUUAUUGUUCCGCAGCUUCCAAAUGAACCAGUCAUGAGACGUAUUACAACUGAUAAGGCAACAAAAAGAAUGAGGCAAAUUUUAAGUGACUCAGAAUGGGUGAGUACAUGUUCAUAAUGUUACUAGGGAACUCAAGCAAUGACGACAGCAAUGAGAAUGACAAAAAGCAAUAGGCAAAACAACAACUUUGCAUGUGCAUCACACUUUGUUGUACAUUUCUUUGCCGUCAUUGCACGACUACGAUGUGAAAAUGCCUAAUUUCACAUUUUAUAGUGGAUGUGAAUAUGAGGCAACAAUCCAUUUCCUUUUUCUUUUUGUGAACUUAGAUACAGACCUUUAGAGUUCAACUCCUGAAAAAAGUCAUUUGACAAUUAAGUAAAAGAGUUUGAGUGAGAGUGAUGAAGUUUGAAACAGCACAAAUUCACUUUUUCAGUUAAGUUUUGCACUGCUGUUGCUGUCGUUGUUGCUCAAGCUCACUACUGUUUUGGUUAAUACCUAUCCCUUCCUGUCUCACACUGUACAUUUUUACCGUAAACUUCACCCAAUAAACAAAUUAAUAAGGUUUAAAGAACAAUUAUUGAAAAUUGAUUCAGCCUUUUCCAGUAGGCUUGGAUAAAUUCUGGGGGCAGAAUUUCAAGCAGAAUAAACGAUUUUUGAGGCCCGCAUUCUGCCAGCAGAAUAAGGCAUUUUCAAGCAGAAUCUGAGCAGAAUAGGAAAUCAGUGGCACUAAUGAUAUGCAUAACAGUUGUAAGGAAAGUUUAAAACUAAAUAAAAAGCAAAAUGGAAAAUAUGUUGUUAUUAAUUUGAUUAUUUAAUAGCUACAACGUACUCACAUUAAAAGUAAGAUGAAAGACAAUUUUUGGUACCCAUAAUGAAUGCCUAAUUAGUUUUUAGAGGUCAGGUUCCCUUCUAUACUUGCAAAAAAUAAAUACAAAUUAAUGUACAGCCUGAAGGGCCGAAAUUUUUUUGGAUACCAAGCAGAAUUCAAGCUGAAUAAGGGUGUCUGAGCAGAAUUUUGAGCAGAAUAAGCUAUUUUUACGAGCACUGCCCACAGGCAGAAUAAGCCAUUUUACCAGCAGAAUUUAUCUAAACCUAUUUUCCAGGCAUUCUAAUAGUCGGAAAGCAGCUGUAGAUCUAUAAAAUUCUACAAGAUGAGGCUCAGGUGCAUGGUAUGCCAGGUAUAGAUAUUAUUGCGAAGGACCAAAGAAGCCUAAUUCCGAGUUGGUAUUACACAGUAUGUGCAGUUUGAUCCUCUGUUUAAUGUACUGUUGUGUGACCAACAUUUCUUUCUUCCCUCUGUAGGAUACAAACUUGAUGAAAUGGCUCCACAGUACAUUGCUAGAUGGUUUAAGUAUUCCCUUGUUGGCUUGCUAUCUUGAUGUCCUACAGACUCUGCGAGCCAAAGUGAGUUGAAAUCAAUUAUUAUUAUUGUCCUGGGCCAUUUCCUGGAGCCUGAACCAAUACUAACUGAUCCUAAAAUUUAUUUCCUCCUUGAGGCCAAACUAAUUUGGUGAAAAUAUUGAAAUUGUUCAUUAUGAUAUCACAUUAAAAAUCAGGGGCCUGUUUCUCGAAAGGCCCGCAAACGUUUCGGGCCUGAAGCCAAAUUUUAAAGUCAAGACCUGGUGAAUAGUAGCACACAAAGUGGGCAAUUUUGCUUUGUCAACUGAUAGUUUUAUUGUUUCAGCUUCAAAAUUAUUGAAACUUUGAUCUUGAAUGAAAACACAGCAAACAUAAAACAGCUUUCUGGACCCAAAAAGGUAGCGGAUCUUUGGAGAAACAGGCCUCUGUUUCACAGCUGAUUAACUUUUUGUGCAUGACACAUUAAUACUCAGAUAAAUACAAAGGCGGUCAGAUGUCUUGAGUUAAAUUUCACUUGACUAUUUUCCCUGCUCUUUCCUAUAGUGCUACUGAUUGAAAUAAGCUAGAACUGAUCUAAUUUUUAAGUCAAUAAUGAUAAUAUUUUUCUUGGAAACUGUGAGAUUUGGAGUUUUCCAGGGGCUGUAACACAACACCUUAAAACAGAAGUCUUCACCAUGAUAAUAUUGACAAGACAGAAAAGUCAGGGAUUAAAACUAGGUGGUUCUUGUGGUUGCUAGUGACGAUUUAACCCUUUUAAGUCCCAAUAGUGACCAAGAUCAAUUUUGUCCUAAUAAUAUCCAUACAUUGUCAACAGAUAAGUUAUGAGAAUUACUAGAACCAUCACCCAAGUAAAAAUGCCUUGAUCUUUUAUCAAAUUCUCUCAACUCAUUCUUUAAGGAAAUGUAUGGAGAUCUGUUUGGAGAAUUUGUAUGUGGAUACUGGGGCUUAAAGGGUUAAAAGUGACCCAAGCCACUAAAAGCCAUGGUUUGGUUGCCUGAACCAGUGAUUGGUGUCUGAUUUCAGAAGUGUACAAAGGAAGUGUCAAAAAUACAAUGUCUUUCCUUGGAGUAAUUCCCUUUUGUCCUUUCUUUCCUCAUUAAUUUAGUAAAAUUUCAGUUCUAAUUAAUGUGCAAAAUUCAAAGCUUUUUAUGAUUUUUUAGAUUGCCCCAGUCACUCAGGAUAUAUCUAAACACCAUUGUGGUUUUAUUGACUUAAAUCACUCUGACAACACAACUCAGUAAUAGACUUAUUUUUUGAAAUUAAGAAUGGAGGGCUUCCUCUUGAGGUGCAAGCCACCAGUUAUAAAUUUAUUAUAUAAAUUAAUGAUCCAUUUUUGGAGGGCGUAAUUUAAAUUAAGCGGUGACUCAGCCUAGAGGAAAUUCUAAGCCCAGUUUAUUUUGACUUGAGCUAUUUUGAACUUAGAAUUUAUCGAUAUUGACCUUAGUGGUGACCAAGCACUCAAGUUAACUCUUAGCCCUGUAGACUACAUGUACGUGUAGAGUUUGCUCAAAAAUGGUUGCUUAUUUGCAGAUUCCAACCCUUGUUGAUCGCAUGCUUAUACAGCCAUCUAGUCAGCGCCGUGGACUUGCAGCCAGUUCAGAGGCCUUAAGCUUACUAUUAAAGAGACCAUGGGACCCUGCACAUGGCCUGGUGACUCAGCAUAAACAGGUAACACCCCACACUCCCCUUCCCUCACUCAAGAAAAUAGAUCCACCUACCAACACCUACAUGUACAGUCACUUUCAGAUAUCACGAGAUACAAUGGGCUCAGUUGUUCCAUAAUUUUCCAUCAUUUGCACAAACAGGGCCUGAAGUAUAGACCUUUCCCUUAUAACUAAGCAUGCAGGAUUUCCCUAAUUCUCAUGGCAUUGUAAAAUACUCUGUUUAUUUCUCAAGUUGUUUAAAACAGCAGUGACAGCAGCAUCACAAAAGCCAUGACAUGAUUUCAUCAAAACUUGAGUUUUUAAACAUGCUGAAGAGAAAAGGUUUACUAUGUUGAAUGGCUUAAAAUCUCUCACUGCCUUCAAUUUUGCAAACAGUUCAAUUGUGUGAUCUAUUUUACUUGAGCACAGUACAAAGUACUGUCACAGCUUGUACUUGAUCACAAAUUUGUUGUCAAUUACUUGGAACUACAUGUAGGUAAGAAAUUGAAGAAAGUAUAAAUUAUAAUUUUAUAGCUCAGAUUUGAACAUUCCAAGUUAAUUUAGUGUACUAUUUUUUCUAUCAAAGUAGCCAAAACACAGGCUUCUUAUAUCCAAGAAAAAUCAUCAGCCCUCAGUCCUUAAUUAUAGGCCUAAUCUCUUUAUCCAAAGCGCAAACUCCCCGGUACUCCAUUGUUACUGAUUGUACCAAGUGGUCCCACAACAAGUGUAAGUGCUGGUACAUCAUCCAAACGAACUCGCUUCUGGCAUAACCAACUUUCUGUCCUUGGCAAAGUUGUUCCCGUCACGAUGCACACCAGCAAUGGGGGAAGUGGUGUAUCCAUCAAUCAGUGCCUUGAUCACAUCAUUGGUGCUGUCAGGAUUAAAGUGCUGGAGGUAUAAUGUGUACAUUAUAAUAAGCUACCACAUAGCACAGGGAACCUGAAUGCUGUAUUAUUUACCUGUGUUUAUGAGUCUGUAUGUGAGUCGUUUUGGGAAGGGAUUCCAAUCAGAUCAAAGAUGGUUUGCCAUGCUGGUUCCAAUUGUUUUUCGUCUGGUGCAUCAUGCAAAGGAUGUGACAGUUACAUCUCAAGUUUCUGAAACUCUUCUUAGAAAAGAAGAGUAGCGUCAAAUGAGUACUCUGUUCCCUUCUCUUGACCAUUCAAUUGAGACUCAAGAUUGUCUCCCAAAGAUAGUUAAUAGUAAUGGAAACCUGAGACGUGACUGUCGUGUAUCGGACAAGAUUGGACAUUUGAAACCAGCGGCGUAAACCAGACUCAGGAACUGCUUAUGAGAUAGCUAAUACAGCAUUUGGGUCCCCUGUGCACAUAGAGGUUUUCAGUGGAGGAAGCCCUGAAAUGCUCUCACUGUGCUUUUCUUUUCUGUUGUAAUUAGAAUGAAGUGGAACUCAAAACGUUGUCUCAAAACUGGAAUUGUAUAUCAAAAUUAUGCAUGGUUCAAUUUGACCUGAUACCAUACCCCCCCCCCCCUCCCCUGGGUAUACCCCCAGGGAGUUCCAAUUUUUUUCUCUCCUGGUGGUUAAUUCCCCUCCCCCAGGAAUGCACAAGGAGACAUUUCCCUACCCCGGAGCUCCAGAUCGACCUCAUAUACGUUUUUUGUGGGGUACAUCUUUCUGAGAACAGUGUAGUAAUUUCCAUACAAUAGCAAAACGAGACUUUUUCAGAACUUUUGUAAGCGCUUUCUAUAGUUUAUUGAGAGAAGGGUAAUGCAUGUAUGACAGUGUCCUGUCCUACCCCCAGUACAGGACCGCUCCAAACAGUUCCCCACCCCUUAUCCCAAAGGGUUGGACUUUUCUGGGGGGUUACCCUGGGGGGUGGUAACAGGUCAAAUUGAACUGUGCAUUAUCUUUUUUCAUUCUUAUGUUGCCUUUUUUUUUUCAGUUAAGAAGUCAUUUUCCCAAUCGUCCCAUUAUUUUGCUCGGCUGGUCGGUUGGUGCUUUGGUAUCUUGCCAGGUAAACUCUUUGUCAGUGAUGGAUGUGCAUGUAUAGAUGUUAGCUUGGUUCAGAAUCUAUGUAAACCCUUGUAUCCCUGGUGGAAUUAGAGUGAAAACAUUACAAAAUUUAAUUUGUUUAUUGUCGAAGCAUUUAGGAGUUCUUAAGAACUUGUUUAAACGUGUUUGUGCGUUCCAGAUCGAUUUGGAAUUUGCAAGUGUUGGUUUUUGAGGAGAAGGGAAAACCGGAGUACCCUGAGAAAAGUAGAGAACCAAACAAAAAGUUUAAAACAAAGGUUAUUGUAGGGUUGUCUCUUGUGGUUGACAAAACACAAUUGAUCCCUUAAGAGCCCCAAAAGUUCUAAGCAAUGAUAUUUAUUUCUUCUUCAAACAGAUAUUGUACUGAAAAAAGGCGCGCGAUGCCCUUAGCAGUCAGAGUUUGACUUCAUUUGGGACCUGCUGCUUGCACAUCUAGCAUUUUGACCCCUUGGGAAUGCCUCCUUUUUCCUUUCAAACUAAUGCAGUGACACCGCAUUGAUAGUGGCACCCAAAGGACAAAUUUAAGUGUCCUUACUGUAGGGGUCUCCAUAGGAAUGAUGUAAGAAUUGUAUGAAGUUCACACCUCUGAGACCAAGCGAUUUGAUUGUCCAUAAUAUAGAAGUGUCCGUAAGUAGAGUUUCAGCUCUGUGUGCUUCUGUCGUGAAUGAAGGGUGUUUUUAUGCAACUUUGCUUAAUUCAGUCUCAUCAAAUGAUGUAAGAAUUGUAUGAAGUUCACAUCUCUGAGACCAAGUGAUUUGACUGUCCGUAAGCAAGUGUCCAUAAGGAGAGUUUCAGUUCUGUGCUUCUGUCACGAAUGAAGGGUGGUUGAACUUUAAUUAAUUCGAUCUCAUCAAAUCCACACAGGUUGCACUGAUGGAGUCUGUCUGUGCUGUUGUCUGUCUUGGAUUUCCUAUCACUGGUCUUAGUGGAGUCAGAGUGGUUAGUUGUUGACUUGCUUACUCUCUUUAGGGAGUUCAAGAUGUUACGACGACGACGACGACGACGACGACAACAACGACAACGUCAAAAAAGCAAUAGGUUAAGGCUAUGCUCACAUUAUAGUAUGAACAGUAUUGGUCCGGGGCGGUACAAGUCGUUCACACACAUCGAAACAUCGCGUCGGCGCGGUUGGCCGGGAGGGUUUGGUGCACUAAACUCCAGUCCUCAUUCCAGAAUAUUUACUUCCGUCUCAGUGGGUUCCAGUCCUCGCUUCUACUUAUUUAUUUCCGUGACGGUCCGAAUAGUUGUUCACACUGCGCCAAAGUGUGGCACAAAACCUCUCCGAUAAGUGAUGCUCCACUUUCGAGAUCGGCGUGGGGCAGCUUCGCUCCGUCACAGAAAUUGGGCCGCCUCAACCGUUCUUGUGUGUGAACAGAAACAAUAUCCGGUAUGAUUUUCCUGGCGGCGAGUAAGCUAUCGGAUAUGGUGCAUAGCCUUAGAUCAGCAAAAUAACAACUCUGCAUGUGCAUCACACUUUUUUGUACAUGUCGUUGCCGUCACUGCGCGACUACGACGCAAAAAUGCUUACAGCUAUAAUUUCGUUCUCUUUUUGAACUUGGAUAUUUUUCUCAAGACUUCAACUCCAGGAGAGCUCGCUUACAUUAGACAAAUAAAGCGUGUUGGUAUAAUCACACCGAGAUUCAAAGAACGCUAAGUUUUCACCACCGUUGCUGUCGUGGCAUCUUAAACUUCCCACUGUCUGCUUGCUUUGUACUUGAAAAAAAUGGAAAGUGACCUCAUUAACCUUGUUCAUUUUUGACAGGGAGUGGAAGAUCCUCUUUUAGAGCUAAAAACUCCAACCUUGUUUGUCAUCGGCUCACACUCAACCCUGACCUCUCAGGAGGAAGUUGAGGUACAUCUACUUGUAAACCCUAUAGCUAGCCCCUUAUUUAUUUUUUAGACUACACUUUUCACAGUCCUCCAUUUUCCCAUAAGAUCGUCGAGAGAGGGUGCUUUGCGUUACGGGUUGCCAUCUUGCAUGAGUGUCAGCUCUACUUCGGUUCAUAUACAGUUGAAAAUCAAAUAGCCAUCAUUAACGGUAAGACGCGCUAUAUCUCGAUGAUCGCACGACAAAAUAGGGGACUGUGAACAGUAUCAGUAUAUAUUUUUCUUUAAUUCCCAAUGUUUUAAACCAGUUCUCAAGUCAAGUUCAAGUAUGUACAGUUUAACCCCUUCACACUCAAAGUAGAUCCCAAGAGUACUUAAAUCAGUUAUGCUUACAAACACUAGUGUGAAGCCAACAUAAUAUUUUGCUGUUGUGGCGCUUACUUUUUAGGCUUCCGCAGAGAUUCAGCUUUGAACUUUGCGCCUUCGAUUUAAGUCCACUUCAGCAAACUGUUUCUGUUUCUUUUCUUCACCACUGUUUCUGUACACAUCUCCUUGACUGCCACUCUUUCUGUACACAUCUCCUUGACUGUAAAAGUAGUUUAGUUGACGUUCCUUCUCGGUGUUCUUUUCUUCUAUGCAGGAGAUGCGUGAGAAGAUGAAGACGGACACAAGUUUGUUGGUGGUGGGUGGAGCCGAUGAACAGGUCAGUUCUGGAUGAAUCUUUCUUGCGGCUUGUUCUUCGAAAGUUCCUAUGUUAAAAUUAAAGUCAUUACCAAUCAAUGACCUUGGAAACCGGUGCCUUAAGAGUUAGGGAUCAUUAUACGUACCCCUACCCUAAGCGAACACUAACACUUACUUCUCACUAAAGGAAAAUAUUGACUUUGGGGAGGGGUAGGUGGGCAGUUUCUCAGAAACUUAUAAUGAUCCAAAGUUAGCGGUGUGGGGCCUGCAAUAACCCAGGCAUCACAAUGUAGAGAGGUAUCCAUAGCAACCCUGCAAGCGGGAACCACCCCUGUUGCAGCCACUAGGAAGCUUAAGCAACGACGACGGCGACGUCAUCAAGAACGGCAAAAAAGCAAUAGGUUUAGAUUAGCAAAACAGCAACAAUCUGCACUUUAUUGUACAUUUUUUGCCGUCACCGCACGACUACGACGCGAAAAUGCCUAAUCUGAUUUCACGUUUUGUGGAGAACGUAAACACAACGACUUUCUUUCUCCUUUCCUGCACUUCAAUACAGUCUUUCAGAAAUUUCAGCUCCAGAAGAGAUUGCCAACAUUUGAUGAAUUGAACGAGGUGGAAUAAGCGCGAUAAAGUUUGAUGCAACACGAUUUCACUUUUUUGGGGACGUUUUCGUAGCCGUGGCCGUCGUUGUUGCUUAAGCUUCCGACUAACAAGCACACGCGAACCUGAUCUAGUGAAAUAGAGUCACCUGAUCGGAUACUCACCUGCACGAACAGACCAACCUUGGGGGAUGGGCAGGUAGGGCAAGAGGAAUCCGCAAAGAUGCACAGAAAAAACGAACCAUAGAUCGGCAACUAAGUGCUCUGCGAGAAAGACAAAACUGAGGUAAUGUGUAGAGAGCCCUGUGACCUAAAGGGGCGUCCCCGCAGAACGCCGGUUCACCAACAGACGCAAGAACAGUGUCGUCAGUUAUUACGUGCGUAUUAGUAUAGUACUUAACAAUGUUGACAGAUAAACAUAUUUUCCUUUAUUGCUCUUGAGAAUUUUUAUUCCUGGUACAGGAUAAAUAGGUAUAGUUAGCUGUUCAAGGAUUGGAGAUUAAAUGGAUCUCAUUCUUUUACAUUUUAGCUACGUUUGACUCGUGCUAAGAAGAAACAAGAAGGCCUGACUCAGAGUAUGGUCGAUCGGUUGAUCAUGGUAUGAAUAUGUUUCGUUUUUGGUGUGGAGAAGAUUUGUCUUCGUUUGUUUAACAGACCAUUGAGUUAUUUUGUCUGCUUUCUUUGUCUUUAGGAUGAAAUUGGUGACUUUUUAGGGAAUGUGUUAACCUGCAUGAACAGCAGCAGUGUACACAACAGAAACGAUUCCUCGGAUGUGGAUGAAGCCGACGUACGCAAAAAGAAAAGAAAGCGGUCCGUGUCUCGCGAUUUGAGCUCGGAAAUGGAGCGCUCUGUGGGUAAGCAUGCGCUGACGUCACAGCCAUCGGCGAAGAAGUCGACUCCUCAAAAGAGCUCGGUUCAAGAACAGGGCAAAACGAUGUUGAAACUUCCGCUCGGCAACACUAUGGGGGCGUUAAGUCGGGGAGGGCUUGCGCUUAGCCAGCCUAGUCCUGCCAAAAGACCAAGGACGUCCAAGUCGAAGACAAAAACAGCAAACCCGCCUCCGGGCAUAAUUCACGUGACUGGAGCUGCACCUGCAAGUGUUGUCAGCAGUGUACCUCAAGGAAUUCCCGUGCAUCCGGGGACCUUGCCUGGUUUUCCGCUUCAUGGUGGUACUGUGGCACGUCAGGUACCCCUACAAGGUGCCUCUGCCGCCGCGCUUGCGUCCGCUGGCCGAGGACAGACCUUUAUUUCGCUAACCCCGAAGAGUUCGGACCCCGGAGCCAGGGUCACACAGACCCUGAUCACCAUCCCGCGUGGGAGCUCUCCCUCCGUUUUGUCGUCAAAUACCGCGGGUGGGCAGACUGUGCAAUACAUAAUUAAACCUCAGAGUCAGCGACACGCCCCUGUGUCCCUGAGUGCUGUCAGUGCCUCUUUGUCAGCACAAGGGGCUGUUGUGCCCUCCGGUGCUCAGAUACCCGUGAGGACCAUCGUAUCGGCGCCAGUUAGGCAAACACCUCUAUCCCAAUCCGCUAGUUCGUCCUUUACUUCUGUAAUGAGCCUCAAAGGUACUGCUGUAACAACGCAGGCACCGUCCUUUGCGUCUAGUAUCGUUCCAGCGUCUGCUGCUGCUGCUUCUCUAACUACAUCUUCCUCCUUUGGGAAAUUUCCUGCGUCAUCGGCUGUCCUGACUUCCGGCCGACAAACAUUUACUCGAGUGGCGGGCGAAACAACACAGCCGUCAACCAUCAGUGUUCUAACCAAGGACGGUAAUAAGCUGAUGGUUUCUCAGGCGCUAUCGUCAGCUGGUCUAAAGGGAUCUUACAAGCUUGUCAGUGGUUCGGCUUUGCAGACUGCUGUACCGACUGGAACCAACACUGCAAUGACUGGUGGUCAAUCCGCUCAAGUCGUUCUUAGCCAUCCUGUCCGACCGUCCUCCAGUGGCUCGCAGGUGCAGGUCACUCACAAAGGCGCCAGUGUCCCUGGCAGCAUUGUCACCUCGCUGCCUGUAAGCCUUGCUGCAUUAGCUGGAAAACUACCUGGUAACACCACAGUGUCACAGUCCGGUGGUCGAGUCACUCUCGUGCAGAGCACUCGGACGGCUACCGUUCCGAGCCAAAUGGUCACCUCCGUACAGAGACCCACGGCAAACAGGGUUACGAACCUUGCGUCUGGCUCAUUAGCGAGUCUUCAAACUGCGGUUACGGUCGCCAGAACAGGAACCAAUCAGUCAGGCAAGGUAAUAUCUUCUCCUGUUCUCGUUGCCAGUAGUCAGCAUGGAACAACAACUGUAACCGCUAAAGCGGUUGGUAAUCCUGUGGCGUAUGCACAAGGUGCACGUAAAACGGCACAACCUACUUAUGUUUUGUCCACCACGACAGUUUCAGCAACCGAAGUGGUACCAUCACCACUUGGGUCAACAGUAGGAGGGGCGAUAAGAGCGACUAGUGGUUCUGUUAAUACCACUGUCCCUACGAGCUCUACAGUAAGGAGUGCUACGCAGUUGGUUUCAGUGGCAGAAACGGGGACUGUGAAGCAAGCGCCUGUGACCGCCCAAUCGGAACAAAAGAAAGAGACCGUUUUGAAAACUGAUCCCAGUAGCGACUCUGUUAAAGCGGUUUCUUCGUCUUAAGUUUAAAUGAAUUGAGCUUCAAUUGGCGACAAAAGUUAAGACACUCCGCCUUUUAUUAGGAACCUUUCUAACGUUUUGCCGACUUUCAAAGAGGAAAAUGAAGCUCUCCCUCUCCCAUUCCCGCCAUGCAAUAUUGUGCCGCUGUUAGAGCUAGCCGUAGGAAAGAAACGAUAAACACCCCAUCUUUGACUGGAGGGAGGGGGGGUGGGGGGUGAGAGGGGUGUGGACUCUUUUGUCAUCUGAAGUGUCGUCUUUUUGUCGCCGAUUGUUUACUGCAUGGGAUUGUCUCUAUUACCCAUGAUUCCUGCUCAUAGUAGCCACGACAGAUACAAUACAAUGUGAAUUAUCUACCAAACUGCCCACCUACCUCUCCCCUAAGCUAACAUUAACACUUACCUCUCACUUGGGGCAAUAAUGAUCUAUGAUGUCGAUUAAUACGUGGGUGCUUCAUUCAACAACUACCCACUGGUUAUAUUGACAUAGAAUCCCCUGCCUUUUAUAUCGGCUUUUCGUGGAGAGCUAUGCGAGUGGAUCUCGGACGGUGAGCAAGGUGAAGAUAUAUUUUAAGAAUUUGUUAGCAUUAAUUGUUCCCUGUUUGAACUGGUUUUACUUACGUAAACACCUAGCAAAGUUUCAGGUGUUGUCUCGCCCUCCGGUUCCAAGAGUCCUCGUUGUUAUUAAAUGGCAGUGUAAUUUUCAGAGGUGUUCAUGGAAAAACGUUGACCUUUUCGUUAACUGUUAUGAUGUAAAUUGUGGUUUAAUCGUUUAAAGCACAACCCUGAAGGAUUCUGGUCUUAGUAAUAAAAUGACCUCGUCGUGCAAUUGCCCUGUUGUUGCUGUGUUGGUAUCAACCAUUUCAAGUUCGCGGGUGAGACAAGACUGGCCAGCGUUGUGUCGAAUUGCACCAUGGGGUAGUUUUGGAGAU